AUGGGGGACUUGGACGGCAUCGCAGAGGCCAGAAAAGUAAUCGUGUUUGAUGCUUCGAAGAGAGAGACGCAUCACCCGGGGAAUGGGUUCAAGAAGCUCGCGAGGCGGCUCAAAAGCGGGUACAAGCUUCAGAUUAACAAGGAUGAGCUUUCCGAGGAGUCGCUGAGAGGAGUGAACCUGAUCGUCUUCGGUUCUCCGAGAGAACGGUUUCUCCAAGAAGAGUUCGAAGCCGUGAAGAGUUACCUGAGGUCCGGGGGCAGCGCGGUGUUUCUUCUCGGGGAGGGGGGAGAGGAGCGGCUUGGCACGAACGUCAACUACCUGCUAGAGGAGUAUGGCAUGACAGUGCACAAGGACAGCGUGGCACGGGCCACGUACCACAAGUACAUGCACCCGAAAGAGGCAUUCAUCUCGCACGGCAUCCUCAACCCGGAGAUCGCGCGCAUGAAAGACGCCGCGUCCCUAUCCCGCCGCGGCGGGCACAGCAGCAAGCCGGGCAGCAGCAGCAGCAGCGGGCAGCGCCUAGGGUCCGCCUCGUCCAACCACUCCGGAGGGGGAAGCCACGCGAGCAGCAUCUCCGCCGCCGCCAGCGGCGGCGGUGGAGUGGACGACGCGGGUGCCGUACCGUCCGGCGACGCCGGGCACGGCGGUCUCACGUUCGUAUAUCCCUACGGGGCCACCAUGACGGUGCAAUCGCCCGCGCACCCUGUGCUCUCCUCCGGGCCCAUCUCGUACCCGCUCAACCGGCCAGUGGCCGGCGUUUGGGAACGCCCCAUGGACGCCCCGCCCGGCAGGAAAGCGGGCGGCGACGGCGCGGGAGGAAGAAGAGGUCUGGGCGGCGGUGGCAUGGGAUCGUCGGGGGGGAGGGUGCCACGGCCAGAGGAUCACGAAAGCGAGGCGGCCCCGGCAUCCGAGCCUGCCGUACGCAAGGGCCCCGGGCGCCUCUUGGUGGUGGCGUCCAGCGACAUCUUCGCGGACCCCUGGCUGGACAAGGAGGAGAACGCGAAGCUGUGCGAUGUUUUUAUGCGGUGGCUUCUGGGGGAGGCGGGGGUGAGACUCCCCCGGCGCAGAGAGUACGAGGUGUCCGACAGCCGAAGGGUGCCCAACACCGAGUCCCUGGCGGACAGACUUCGCUGCUGCCUGCAGGAAUCCGAGAGCCUGCCGAAGAACUUCACCAAGCUCUUCAACGACUCCCUCUUCGGCUUCGACACGAAGAUGAUCCCGGAGACCGUGGAGGCGUUCUCCCUCCUCGGGGUGAAGCACGAACCCCUGACGCUCAUCCCCCCGGCGUUCGAGUGCCCCCUCCCCCAGCUGUCCGCCGCGGUCUUUCCCCCGAUCAUGAGGGAGCCUCCCCCGCCGGCGCUGGACAGAUUCGACCUGGACGAGCACUUCGCGAGCGACCGCAUACGCCUCGCUCAGAUAACGAACAAGUGCACGCCGAGCGACUUGGAGUACUACGUGCGGGAGUGCGGGGAGAUCAUGGGCGUGACGGGAGAGCUGUCGGAGGAAUCGCCCGCUUCGAAUGGCCCGAUGGGCGUCCUAGACCACGUGUUCAAGCGACUCAUUCGUUUCAAGAUGCUCAACCAGGAGGAGGGGGCGAUGGACGCCCUUCCCAGGGGUGUAGGCGAGUUCGGUGGCGUUUCGGGGAUGGGCGCCCAGAACGCCCCGGUGGGGGCUGGCGCUGCUGCUCCAGCCAGCGCAACGUCGACGCCGUCCGAGCGAGGGUCGAUCUUGAGGGGGCAACCGCAGCGGCAGGAUUCCACCGGGAGCGGGAGCCUGCUGAGCGGCGGCGGCGGCGGCGGCGGCGGCGGCGGCGGCGGGAACGGUGGAUGGGGCGGUGCGGGCGGGGCAGGGUCUGAGUCGAAGCACGGCGGUGGAGAGCGAUUAUCGUCCAGCAGCAAAGGCGGGGCAGGGGGGUACCCGGCGAAGAGCGAAGGAGGUGGAGCGUCUGACUACAAGCUACCCCCAGGAGGCAAGAACUCGAUUUCGUCGACAGCGGCGUAG
This is a messenger RNA of Ectocarpus siliculosus, 2001 nucleotides long. Lineage: Eukaryota; Phaeophyceae; Ectocarpales; Ectocarpaceae. The record is from the annotation of a GenBank genome assembly.